ACGUUAUAUGACUGAUAACACAAAUGUUUAUUUGAGAAAUUACUACAAUAAUGAAAAUUCUAGUAUAGCUCAAUGUAUGUUAUAUAAAAAGAGUGAUUAUUUAAUUAACACUUAAAUUUUAAAUAAUAUUGUAUAGUCUUGUUAUAAAAUGUUGGCCUUAUUUAAUUUACAAAGUCUUUUAACUAUUUUACUUUUGUCUAUUUGCACAUGCACAUAUUUGAGACAAUUAGUACCAAGUAUUAUAGAUAGAAAUAAAGUAGGACCUAUGGGAACUUUUUGGAAGCUGGCCCGUAUUGGUGAACGUAAAAGCCCAUAUGUAUCUUUUUGUUGUGUUGCAAUGGCGUUUACUAUAUUAUUUUGGACUUGACUAUCAAAUUUAAUUAUAAAUUAAUUGAGAAUGUGUAAAUAUACUUGAAAAAUUUUCAUUGUUGAUUUGUAAAAUAUCUUUAAGCUAAUGUAAUUAUUUAACAACAAAUUCCAUCUGUUAGAAAAAAUUUGUUUUUCUGUUGUAAUUAUCCUAAACAUUUUGUGAUCUAAACACUUCAGUUUUUUAAUUACGUUACUAUUAUUAUAUUGUUUAAUUGUUCUAAAUAAUAAUUUUAUAACUAUUCAUUUGAGUUAUUAAAAUCAAAAUUUAGUUUCAAUAUUAAUAGAAAAAUUUCAUAAGCUUUAUUGCUAUGUUAGUUAAUUAAAUGUUAUGUCUAAUAAUAAAAACAUGAAUAUUUAAGAUAUUUGCAUAUUUAACAUAAAAAUACAUUGAAAACAAGUACAUAAUUCUGUUUUAAUGGAAAACAGGAUCUGAUUAAAAUUGAAAUAUUUUUGUAAAAAAUCUGUAGUUAUAUCAGGUACCAACAAAAAACAAGAAGGAAAUUUCAAUGGUAAAUUUUUUUUUAUUAUGAGUUUGGCAUUAAGAAAAUGUUUCCCUAAGUUUUCUUUUAGUAAUCGGGUAACUUAAAUGUUAGCUAUUCAAUAUCCUGUAAUUAAUUAAUCAAUUUUGUAUGUAAUAAUUAUGUUGUUUUUUAAUCCAUUCUUUAUACCUUAUUAAGGUGUCAAAUAUAUAUUUUUUAGAU
Molecule: messenger RNA, 1070 nt
Organism: Daktulosphaira vitifoliae (grape phylloxera)
Lineage: Eukaryota; Metazoa; Arthropoda; Insecta; Hemiptera; Phylloxeridae
Gene: ksh
Product: protein kish-A
Exons: 3
Coding region: 149-367 (72 amino acids)
Biological process (GO): intracellular transport; protein secretion
Source: RefSeq, a predicted model, not a curated record